This is a messenger RNA of Ilyonectria robusta, 1149 nucleotides long. RefSeq names its product septin. Gene Ontology annotation, molecular function: GTPase activity; molecular adaptor activity; GTP binding. Bases 1 to 1149 code for a protein of 382 amino acids. Gene Ontology annotation, biological process: cytoskeleton-dependent cytokinesis. NCBI's taxonomy places the organism in Eukaryota, Fungi, Ascomycota, Sordariomycetes, Hypocreales, Nectriaceae. Gene Ontology annotation, cellular component: septin ring; septin complex; cytosol. The transcript has 7 exons. The record is from RefSeq and is a predicted model, not a curated record.
AUGUCGUCCACUACCAAGAUGAUCCGUAGGAAGAAGAAUGUCAAGAAGGGUAUCCAGUUUUGCUUGAUGGUCUGCGGUGCAUCUGGCACAGGCCGAACCACCUUUGUCAACACCCUCUGUGGCAAGGGUGUUUUGACUCACAAGGACUCUGACGACGCCGGCAGCGCCCACGUUGAGGAUGGUGUCAAGAUCAAGCCCAUCACCGUUGAGCUAGAGCUGGACGAGGAGGGCACCCGCAUCUCCUUGACCAUUGUUGAUACCCCCGGAUUCGGAGACCAGAUCGACAACGAGGCCAGCUUCUCCGAGAUCGUCGGUUACCUCGAGAGACAAUACGACGACAUUCUCGCCGAGGAGUCUCGUAUCAAGCGUAACCCCCGCUUCAGAGACAACCGAGUCCAUGCCAUGCUCUACUUCAUCACCCCCACUGGCCAUGGUCUCCGAGAACUCGACAUUGAGCUCAUGAAGCGCCUCGCUCCCCGUGUCAACGUCAUUCCAGUCAUCGGCCGCGCCGACUCCCUCACCCCCGCUGAGCUGGCCGAAUCCAAGAAGUUGGUCAUGGAGGACAUCGAGCACUACCGAAUCCCCGUCUACAACUUCCCGUACGACAUUGAGGAGGACGAUGAGGACACCGUUGAGGAGAAUGCUGAGCUCCGAGGUCUCAUGCCCUUCGCCAUUGUCGGCUCCGAAGACGUCGUCGAGAUUGGCGGUCGCAAGGUCCGCGCCCGCCAGUACCCCUGGGGCGUUGUCGAGGUCGACAACCCUCGUCACUCCGACUUCUUGGCCAUCCGAUCCGCGCUGCUCCACAGCCAUUUGGCUGAUCUGAAGGAAAUCACCCACGACUUCCUGUACGAGAACUACCGUACCGAGAAGCUUUCUAAGAGCGUUGAGGGUGCUUCCGGCAUCGACAGUUCAAUGAACCCUGAGGAUCUUGCCUCUCAAUCCGUCCGCCUCAAGGAGGAGCAGCUCCGACGAGAGGAGGAGAAGCUCCGCGAGAUCGAACUCAAGGUCCAGCGCGAGAUCAACGAGAAGCGACAGGAGCUCUUGGCUCGCGAGUCCCAGCUUCGCGAGAUCGAAGCUCGCAUGCAACGAGAGCAGGCUGCCCAGGCCAACCCCCCGGCGGCCGAGGCCAACGGCGAGGAGACCAACUAG